Molecule: messenger RNA, 2775 nt
Organism: Eutrema salsugineum
Lineage: Eukaryota; Viridiplantae; Streptophyta; Magnoliopsida; Brassicales; Brassicaceae
Exons: 11
Coding region: 1-2775 (924 amino acids)
Source: RefSeq, a predicted model, not a curated record
AUGACCAGGUUUCCGGAUAGAAUGUUUGCCCUAGGCAACGAACCGGAGAAUAAGAAGGUGAACACCUACUUUCAGCUAACCUAUCUUGACACAAUCAGUUUUGCUCUCGAGGAAGACCAUAUGGAGAAGCUUUCAUUGUCUCAGUUUGGAAAACUGAUGGAAGCAGGUAACAAGAUUGCUUCAUCAGUUAGAUUCCUUCACUUUAUCUUGUCUCGGCAGCUAGUGACGAAGAAAAACAAAGAGCUUUGGUGUCUAUUCGCUGGCCAGCCAAUCCGUUUUUCUAUUAGGGAGUUUGCUAUUACGACAGGCCUUGAUUGCUCCAAGUUGCCACCUGCGAAAAAGCUCAAAGAAUACCAGGUCAAUGCCGAGACUAUUGAGUUGUUUGGUUCAGAGAAGAAUGCGACUCCUGGAUGGAUUGCAACAACACUUGCUGGCAGACCAUACAAGGACAAAGAGACUAGAUUUAAGCUAGCUUGCUUACUUCUUAUCGAUGGGAUUGUAUGCCCAACUUCUAGGAAUGCAAAGAUAAGUGCCGAGCACAUUAUGAUGGUGCAGGAUGUUGAUAAAUUCCUGGAAUAUCCAUGGGGUCGGAAAUCUUUUGAUUUGACCAUACACAGCAUCAAAACGAGGACGGCGACGACAUCUUACCUUUGCCAGCCGACGUGUGCAUUUCAGGGGUUUAUACAUGCAUUACAAAUGGUUAUUUUGGAAUGUGCUCCUGCUAUUCUCAAGAAGGAUCUGAAAGGAAAAUCAAGCGAACCUAAUUUGGUGGAUGAAGAGGAUGAGGACGACGAUACCCCCAGUAUACGUCCUGGUUCUAUGAAACCCGUAAACAUCUCAAUGCCGCAUGUCAAGUCUCUUGACAAGUCUCAGAAGGUGGCUGUGAAAUCAAUUUUGCCGGACGACGAGAAUAUUUUGGAUGAUACCGACUUGGAGCUGGAUGAUGAUGUCCUGGACGAAAGUGUUAACUUGAUUGCAGCAAUCAACGACGGGGUUAAGUUUUCAAGGAAAACUUGGAUUGGUGGUGAAAACGCAGGCGUUCAUCUAAAGAAUCCUAAGGCACCAUCUACAUCCUCCCGGAAUACACCUUCGGACGGGGAGUUCGAUUCUGCUUCGGCUGCGACAAUUGAUAAGGUUCUAGAUCCCAUUUCCAUCAUCGAAUCCGAGAUAAAAAGCUUUCGCGCAGAUUUCGGUGAUCUACGUACCGAAGUCUCUACCGCUCUGUCCACUUUUAAGCAACAACACCAGACUUUACCAGGGGCUUCAUCGGUAGUCAAGCCACCUUCUCAAACAAAGACUAAGAAGAGGGUUAAAUCAAUUCCAAUUCGCCAAAAGCAUGUUAGGUUCCAACAGAUUUCUUCUUCUGACGAGACUAAGUCAUCAGAUUCAUCUGAAGGCGAUGACAGUGAUAAGGUAACCAAAAACAAGGAAUCGGCCAGUUCUUCUACUGAUGGCGACGUUGCUGCCCAAGAAGACAGUGUAGAGGACGAAUGCGAGGGAUCUCGUGAUGCUGGAGACCAUGAAAGCCAACCGCAUGUUGGCGCUCACGAUGUCCAAGAUGAUGCAACACUCGCGCAAAGUCAAAUUGCUUCAGUGCUUUCUGAUUUAUCCGCAACUGUCCAAGUCAAUGUAGAUCCUUCCGAGAACCAGCCAUUUGAUCAAGUCAGUGAACCAAGCCGUGUGAACCCAGUUCAUUCACCCGUUAACCAUGCCAAGGAAGUCACGGAUCAGCAAAUGGGAGACGACGGCCAAGCAAAAGAUCAGAUUGCUUCUGUGCUUUUUGAUUUAUCCGCAACUGUCCAAGUCAAUGUAGAUCCUUCCGAGAACCAGCCAUUUGAUCAAGUCAGUGAACCAAGCCGUGUGAACCCAGUUCAUUCACCCGUUAACCAUGCCAAGGAAGUCACGGAUCAGCAAAUGGGAGACGACGGCCAAGCAAAAGAUCAGGAGUUCUUGGAGGAGCCCCCAAACCCCUACGAAGUAAACUUUGUUCACGCAUCCGUCGGAUCUCACUGUCAACAAGCACCUGUUGUGGCAACCGAGCAAACAGACGUCAACAAAGAUGCCCCCCCUAAGGAGGACACUCCGGAAGAUGCCUUGACUGCUGUCGAAGAGAACCAAGUUAUUGCCCCACUCGACCCUCGAGUGUUGGGUGAUAUUGAUCCUCCUGGUUGGUCUCUUGGUCUCACACAGGAAGAGAAGAAUAUGGCUCAAACCUCGAAGAAGGGUGAAGAAGCACAGCUACCUACUUGUAAGAGUAAACGACUACCCGUGCCUUCAACACAGAUGUCCGACUUUGUAGUCCCUCGACCUAAGCGUGUUAAGAAGAAUGUGAACCCAUUACAGCUGUCUCACUUCUUUCCAACACCCAAUUUUGAGCAAGUAAUUCUCCUCCAAAAUAGAAUGAAGGACAAUCGGAAUUUGCCAAGAUGGGAUGGCGUAACCCUCUCUGUGAACAUCUUGAAAGAGAUCGUGGACUUAAAAUUCCCGAUUUCAGUUGUGUCUAUCAACAGCAUCAUUAGGUUAUUGCGUCAUCAAUUGUCGGAACUGAACGACGAUCAAUGCACUUACGAUUUCGUUGAGUACACGUUUCUUCAUGGCAUCAUUCAGCUCCAUCAGCAGUUUACCAAUCCCUCUAAAAAGAAACUUGUCGCACUCCCAUCUGGUUCAGCUGCGUAUGUGAAAGCGAGGCGCUCAUGGUACACACAGGUCGCUCGCAUUUAUUGCCCCUACCAAGUCGACGACAGGUACUGGGUGGGCCUAUGCACUACCCAGUAA